AUUGGAUUGUUUGGGCCUAUUCCUUGUACGCUUCCUUGGAAGAGUAAACAUGGUGUUUCCUCUGCUUAGAAUUUGAAGUUUCAGAACCUUAGGGCCAAGUCCACACCUUUCCGGAGCCCCUGGAGCUUGAACAACCGUCGACGAUGGCCUCCGCCGCCAUCGGAACUUCACGCCCUUUCACUGUCUUGCUCUUUGUGAUCAUCAACUUACUUUCCAGCACCAUCCUCGGCGGAGGCGGCGGCGUCGCCGUCGGCGUCUAUGCUGAUAAUGGCGUGUUCAGCGUCAAAUACAAGUAUGCCGGACGGGAACGUUCUCUUAGUACUCUUAAGGCGCACGACAUCAACCGUCAGCUUCGAUUUCUUGCCGGCGUCGAUAUUCCCCUCGGUGGCUCUGGCCGGCCUGAUGCCGUCGGACUUUACUAUGCCAAAAUUGGAAUCGGGACUCCUCCCAAGAACUAUUAUGUUCAAGUGGAUACAGGGAGUGACAUUGUGUGGGUGAAUUGUAUUCAGUGUAAGGAGUGUCCGAGGAGAAGCUCUCUGGGGAUGGAACUCACUACGUAUGAUUUGGAGCAAUCCACUACUGGAAAAUUGGUUUCUUGUGAUGAACAAUUUUGCUUGGAGGUGAAUGGGGGUCCACUCUCAGGCUGCACUGCUAAUAUGUCCUGUCCAUAUCUUCAGAUAUAUGGUGAUGGGAGCUCGACUGCUGGAAUCUUUGUCAAGGACUAUGUUCAAUAUGAUCGGGUUUCUGGAGACCUUGAGACUACAGCUGCUAAUGGAAGUAUCAAGUUUGGAUGUGGUGCUAGACAAUCUGGGGAUUUAGGUUCGUCCGGUGAAGAAGCACUUGAUGGGAUACUUGGUUUCGGAAAAUCAAAUUCAUCUAUUAUUUCACAACUAGCCUCUUCAAGAAAAGUGAAGAAGAUGUUUGCUCAUUGCCUAGACGGAAUAAAUGGGGGUGGUAUCUUUGCGAUGGGACAUGUUGUGCAGCCAAAAGUUAUCAUGACUCCGUUGGUACCAAAUCAGCCACAUUACAAUGUUAAUAUGACGGGAGUACAAGUUGGUCGUGUCAUGUUAAAUAUUUCUGCUGAUGUAUUUGAGGCGGGAGACAGAAAAGGGACGAUCAUUGAUAGUGGCACAACUUUGGCAUAUCUUCCAGAAUUGAUUUACGAGCCAUUAGUGACCAUGAUACUCUCACGGCAACACAAUUUGGAAGUUCAAUCCAUUCAUGGAGAAUAUAAAUGUUUUCAGUACUCAAGAAGUGUCGAUGAUGGAUUUCCUCCAGUUACUUUCCAUUUCGAGAAUUCACUCUUGUUGAAGGUUUAUCCUCAUGAAUAUCUAUUCCAACAUGAGGGCUUGUGGUGUAUUGGUUGGCAAAACAGUGGGAUGCAAUCUAGGGAUAGGAAGAACGUUACCCUCUUUGGAGAUUUAGUGCUUUCAAAUAAGCUAGUUUUAUACGAUCUCGAGAACCAGACAAUCGGGUGGACCGAAUACAACUGUUCUUCAAGCAUCAAAGUGCAAGAUGAACAAACCGGAACAGUUCAUUUAGUUGGUUCACAUUACAUUUCUUCAGCGUACAGAUUGAAUACCAAAUGGGCUGUGAUCUUGCUAUUCCUAAUCUUGGUGAUGCACUGGUCAGCUCAUUUCAGAUGCCUCAGCUAACACAAAAUCCCAACAGCAGGCCCUACAGGUAAUAUUUUUAGAGCAGACAGAAUCAAGUAUAGAGAAUUCCUUAAAAUGUUGAACUCAUCUCAGUUGUGUAUAAUGAAGAGAGAGAAAAAGAAAAGGAAAGAGAGAGAAUUUCUCUUUCAAAGUUGCUCAUCCAGGGGAGAUUAUGAAACCUAUCAUCUCUGAUUCAUUUGUGUUUAGAUUUGUAGAAUUGAGUUGGCUAUGUCUGCAAAAAGAUUCGCAGACCUUCUUCAGCAGUAUAGUUUCUGGUAGUCAAAAUAGGAGGGCAGGUUGCUUUGUGGUGAACCCCAAGGGUAAAAAUGUCAGAAACAUUUAUUCUACUUGGAGGCGUUGCUCAUAUUGCUCUCAAAUUUCCAUGUUUGAGAAGCUUUUUUUU
This is a messenger RNA of Cucurbita maxima (winter squash), 2058 nucleotides long. Its product is annotated as aspartic proteinase-like protein 2. The record is from RefSeq and is a predicted model, not a curated record. The transcript is spliced from 11 exons. Gene Ontology annotation, molecular function: aspartic-type endopeptidase activity. Gene Ontology annotation, biological process: proteolysis. Bases 144 to 1655 code for a protein of 503 amino acids. Lineage: Eukaryota; Viridiplantae; Streptophyta; Magnoliopsida; Cucurbitales; Cucurbitaceae.